AUGCCCAGUCGACUCCUGAAAUCCCGACCUCAGUUCAUCCCCAACCGCAGACACCACGGCAUUGAAAACGAGCCCGCCUAUCUGGAUGCCGCCUCAGAUGCGAACUUAAGAAUAAAGCUUGCGCCUGCUUCAAACGGCGCUAUGAACACAUACAAUCGCAACGGCGCAGCGCUCAAUUCGAAUCCCGACCCUUAUGCAAACGCCGGCUCCUCGCUCAACCGCACCCCAAGGGCACCCCCUACCAUCCGCACUGUCCCAAGCUUCGAAGCUGCCUCCGAAGAUUCUUCCUCCGAGUCGCCUUCAGCACGGAACAGCGGCUUCUCCAGCUCCGUACACAGUAAUGUCAGCGGCGCGUCCUACGUAUCCCUGUUACCACCAGCGCACAGUGGCUCGACUGUGAGGUUAAAAACGCAAUCACACCAACAGGAUCUGUCGUCAAGAUACCAGUGCGAGGGCUCACAGAUGUCGUCGAGCGAUGCAACCGUCACAGGCAAGGAAAACGCGGCAGACCACCGCAUGUCGUUGCAAGUACCGGAAGCAACACCUGUGGAAGAACAGUCCAGUUUUGCGCGAGAGAGCUCACCACAAUGGGACGGCGCGGUUGGCAAGGCUGGGCUGGGAAAGACGGGCAGAGUGAUCAACAAGCUCGUGUCCGACAAUGAAGCAUUGAAACGUGACAUCAAGAUUGAGAGGAUGAAGGCCGAAGAAUCGAAACAAGCCGCUAAGCUGGUUGAGGACAAGAUGGAGCGCAUGGUCUCCGACUAUGAAUCACGGCUUUUGGAAGCCAAUGUCACCAAGACCUUGUUGAGUCGGAAAGAACGACAGGUGGAACACCUACAGUCGGCAGUCGAGUUGGAGAAGAAACGUACCGCCGAUGCUCAGGAACGAGAACGGACAUGGCGAGAGGAGAUGGAGAAAGGGCGGCGCGACACCAAGAUACAGGUCGAGGAGGCAAACACUCAGGCGGCGUUGAUGGAAGGCCGGUACAAUGCCAUUUCAUCGCAUUGGCGGGACCAAGGUGAAGAAGUGAAACUGGCAAUGACCAACUUGAACGGACGGAUAUUGACACUGGUCGAUGAGCGGAGGAGUGACGACCGGAAGAUUGGUAUCCUGCGGGAUCUAUGCGACCAACAGGACGGCAACAUCCGGGAUCUCAAGAGGCAAAAUGAAGAGAUCAACCAACAGUUUGAAUCCUACAAGCGCGAACAAGAAGCGGCCCUGAGAGAUAUCAAGAAGGCGGCUGGGGAACGAGAAGAGGAGCAAUCCAGAACGAUCGAAGAGACGAAGCAAGUACUUGCCAAGCUUAAAUGGGCGCUCAACGUCAAACGUGAGGUGAAGGGCGCGCAAUGA
Anthostomella pinea is the source of this 1350-nucleotide messenger RNA. The record is from the annotation of a GenBank genome assembly. Lineage: Eukaryota; Fungi; Ascomycota; Sordariomycetes; Xylariales; Xylariaceae.